CGAGUAUAUUUCGGAAUACACCAUCCGUGUGACUGAAAUAAUCGUGAUUGUUCGCGAACCAGCAAACUUAUCGAAAACAACAUGGCGCUGAGUACGGGGAGCUUGACGGACUUGGAGAAGGAUAUUUUCAAAAAAAUUAGCAAGAAUGAGAUUGCCGAGCUUAAAUCAUUGCUAGUUGCAAACAAAAAUAAGAUUGACUUUGUGGAUGAGAAUGGUAUGACGCCACUUCAGCAUGCUUGCUAUAAGGGAAACAAGGAAAUUGUUCAGAUGCUUCUAGAUCAGGGGGCUGAUGUGAAUUCUUGUCAGCAUGAACAUGCUUACACAGCUUUACAUUUUGCUGCGCUCAGUGGAAAUGCAGACCUUUGUCAUCUACUGAUGUCCCAUGGAGCUCGUUUAAGUGUCACCAAUAGUGUGGGACGAACUCCAGCUCAAAUGGCUGCGUUCGUUGGCAACCACAACUGUGUGGCUACGAUAAACAAUUUCAUACCAAAGGCUGAUAUUGAUCAAUACAUAAUGCCACAAGGGCUUCAAAUGGAACCUAUGCUACCUCCGCAUUUGGCUGAUGCUUUUCACAAAUUCAUUAUGCAAGUCAACGUUCAUCCCGUUAGAGUGGCGCUAAAUCUACAAAGAUGUCCUGGGCUCUUGAAAAAUUUAGAUAAGAUACAAAAAGUCCUAGAAGUAAUGCGACAUAAGCAAAUGAGGCAAGGAAUGGAAACCAAUGAAGUGAUGGCAUUCAAGUAUCAUUAUCUCAGUUGCGUAACAGCAGAAGUAGCUAAAUGCCAAAAGCGUCAAGAAGCUAUGAAAGCUGAGAAAUCCAACAAAGAGAGGAACAGUGAAGACAGUGAAGAAAAAAAAUCUGACCCUGUUGAGCUGCUUGUCAGAAAAUUUUUAAAGAGUAGUAAAAAUGAUGGCAAUUCAGAGUAUCAAGAAGCCUUUCUCAGAGAAUCCGUUAGAGAAUUUCCUUUCAGAGAGAGUACAAUCUUUCGUCAGAUGGUAGCUACUCUAGCAGGCACAGACCCGCCGUCUGCUGUAUCAGUUAUAUCUGCUGCAAUUAACGGGCAGCGAGGUUUUUCCGAUAAUAUUCAAGUAUGUGUUACUUGCGGAGAAGAAAAAGCCACGAAAAAAUGUAGUAAGUGUAAAGCGGUACAAUAUUGCGAUCGGGAAUGUCAAAGACUACACUGGUUCAUGCACAAAAAAUCCUGCGCAAGACUAGGGCAAAUUUCCAGCGUGAAAUUAACCGACAUUGAUAAAGCUCAGGUGGCUAAUGCGGUCAGUUCGAGGUUGCAAAAUUUAGCUGUUAAUUAAUUAACGUGAUGAAUACAACCUUCGUUAUUUGCAAUAAAAUUUCAGAUGCUCUGUAUUUAUUUAAAUUGAACAACCAAAUAAUACAAAAUAAACAAAUAAGUAAAAUAACUACAAGACCAAUUUAUUCGAUUGUAAAUAAAUAUUUGCAUAGCUAUGUCAAUGACAUAUGUAUUAUACUAAUUAGUGUGACUAACUCGGAAGAAAUUGUUGUAAUAUAUACUAUAAUUAUAUGUUAUAUGCGAUUCAACCUCACGUUUUAUUGUCACUUAAACAUAAUCAGAUGGUCGGAUAGGUUUCAUUUUUUAAUCUUCAUUUGUCUGUUGGGUUCUCGUGAGACUUGAGGUGGGAGCGAUGCGUGAUAGAUAGCGCUCAAUUGAUAGAAUUUAGCUGGACACUCUCAUACAGCCAGUAAGCAAGAUCCGAGAGAUGGCAUACUGUGCUAGAUGUACUCACGAGGGACCUUAGGUAGCUUUUUCCCUACGAUUUUGAUCUAGUUCAUAUAUGUUGGAGUGCAUCAAAACUAAGACACCUAUAUUAUUUUAUCUGCUAAUAAACUGUUUGGAGGGGUGAAAACGACCCUUGAAGAUGGGUACCCAACAAGGUGAUUUCUUCAUAUGCUUGAGGGAUUUGAAUAGAACCAACGCUGAAAUGUUUUGUUAAUGAAUAGAAACAUUUUAAUGUUGGUUUCAUUCAUUUGGGAGUCAUUUUCACCCUUUUAAACGGUUUAUUAGCAGAUGAAAAAAUAUAUUUGUCUCCCAGUUUUUGAUGCACUAAAACAUGUA
Molecule: messenger RNA, 2087 nt
Organism: Neodiprion virginianus
Lineage: Eukaryota; Metazoa; Arthropoda; Insecta; Hymenoptera; Diprionidae
Product: ankyrin repeat and MYND domain-containing protein 2
Exons: 3
Coding region: 82-1305 (407 amino acids)
Molecular function (GO): protein binding
Source: RefSeq, a predicted model, not a curated record